This is a messenger RNA of Parasteatoda tepidariorum (common house spider), 5361 nucleotides long. RefSeq names its product alpha-latrocrustotoxin-Lt1a-like. The record is from RefSeq and is a predicted model, not a curated record. NCBI's taxonomy places the organism in Eukaryota, Metazoa, Arthropoda, Arachnida, Araneae, Theridiidae.
CUGAACCUUUUAGGAGGAUCUUUAUACUCCUUUUUAGAUUUGGUAAAGAAAGUAAGUAUACAUUUUUCUUGAAAUUGCGGCUUCCGAUAGAAAAUAAGAAUUUCGUCGCAGCACUGUACUUGUUAAAAAAAAUUAACCGCAGAAAAAUCUAUUGCCAUGAACAUGUUGAAAAGAUUUGAGAAAAAGUCUAAUAUUGGAAAAAUGGUCACUGGCCGUGACUUAAAUAUGUUGGCGCGUUUUAGAAGAGAAACUGAUCUGGAGAGGCUAGCCCGUGAAUGCAAGAAAUUAGAAGAAGGCAUGAAUUGGUCCGAUGCUAUAACGGGAUUUUUCGGUGUUGCGGCAGGGGUAGCGGGCAUUGUAGCGAUGCCCGGGUUGGGAUUGGUGUUGUCAGGAGUCAUGUUUGGAUCGGCAGUAGGCAAAGGAGUUCUAGGUUCCGCGUCCAUUGAAAGAGAUUGCGGUGACGUACCAUUUAAAGAAUUAGAACUCAGGCUAAACAAAACUUUAAACGUGAUAAUCCGGAAGUUAGAUCAGCAAACUGAAAUACUAAAAAAUGUUUAUGAUACUGUCAGUAAAACUUUAAAUGAAAUUGAAAAGAUGAGGGUUGCGAUGGACCGAGGCUUCGAACGCAUUCUAGACUCCAUCGAGCGUCAAGACGUGAAUAAAUUAGUUUCGGACAUUAAAUUAGCUUAUAAUUCAUUUUUAAUUAGUGAAAAUAAUCGGAGAAACGCACCAAAAGACGAAUAUGUCAAUUUUAUUGAGCAAGAGAUUAAUGAUAAUCUUUUAUUUAACUACAUUAAAUCUGAGGGCAAAUUGUACGAAGCUCUAUUUUCAAUUAUCAGUAACAGACACGCUAUUCCAAACGACAUUAACCAUCAAAAUGCUUACAACGCUCUAACUGCUCUCAAUUUCGGCACUCUUACAUACACGAAUAUAGUAUUCUCUCUCUUAGAUCAGUAUACUUAUGUUUCGGAAUAUUAUUAUCAAGAAAAAGAUCUUUCAAAGUUUAACGAAUAUCUGAAACGCCUUAUAUUUUAUUUUACAACGUUUAAGCGGUCUUUAAUAGACUCAAACGUUGGUUUACUUAAUAAAGUUAUACAAAUUUUGGAGGAAGUUCAGCAAAAACACAACAUUAAAGAAGCUAAGAAAGAUUUGUACAGCGAUAUUGUAAGUAAAACAAAUAACUUGAAAGUUGUAAAGCAAAAUAUUGAGAAGAUGAGUUCGCAAAUAAUCGAAGACGUGCCACCGAAAGAAAUUGAUGUUCUUUUUGAUACGUAUUCGGGAAAUAAAUUGAGCAAAACAGACUUUUUAGAUUGGAAGAGAGGAACAAAAGUUAGCUACGCAACACAGUACGAGAAAGAUGGCAAAUAUUCCAGAAUAAGCAAAUGGACACAUGAGGAUGUGUUAGAUAUUGCUAAUCCAGAAAUAGUAAUUAAAAAUUCUAAUGACAAAAACAGGCUCGUUUUUAGAAUGUUUACUGGCAACAAGCCAGAAAUGAUUCGUAUUAUAUCUGGCUCUAAAAAUAAGUUCAGAGACAUUGACAGAGAUUUAUAUGAUUUAGCGUUUAAGAAAUCCUACAACGAUAACAGUAUAAUGCAGAAUAUGAAUAAACUUUUAAGUCUUGGUGCGAGCGUUUCUGCUGUUUUUGCAAGCGAAAGAGGUGUGAUUCAUGCAGCAGCUGCAACAGGAAGGGUGAAUAUGCUGAAACGAAUUUUAGAAGUCGAUCGUAAAGUCAUUAACCAGAAAGAUUCGAAAGGUUACACUCCUUUGCACAUAGCUAUUGAAAACAACAGAUCAGAUUUCGUGAAGGAGCUCGUAAACCAGGGCGCGGACGUCAAUGCCAAAACGAACGAGGAUAAUGUAACACCCUUGCAUUUGGCAGUUCGUUUCCAGUCCGAAAAAAGCGUAGAACAUUUGUUGUCGAGUAACAAAAUCAAACCUAACGAGGUAGAAAGAUCUGGAAAAACACCUUUGCAUGUCGCUGUUUCAGAUAAUUCAUUGAGCACGAACAUUGCGCAUCUAUUAAUCAAAAAUAAUAAGGUAGAUGUGAACGUUAAAGAUUCUUUAGGACUAACGGCUUUGCAUAUAGCUGUCUCUUUGAAUUCAGGGGAAAAUUCGCGCCACUUGAUGGCUAGAAAUGGGAUCGAUUUGUACGCGAAAGAUAAAAACGGCAUGGCUCCGAUUCACUAUGCAGCAAUGUAUGGAUAUGAAGAUAUAGUUGGCGGAUUCGUUGCUUUUGGUAUGGAUAAUCUAAAUUCUCCCGCCACUGACAAAAAAUGGACACCUCUUCAUUUCGCUGUCUACUUUAAGCAUGAAAGGCUAGUAGAUGGUUUGGUGGGUUGGACGCAAACUAAGGGAAGGAUUUCGGUGGAUGAGCCAGAUGCACAACAGCAGACACCAUUGCAUUUAGCAGCUCAGAGUGGUGUUGAUAGAUCAGUUGACCAUCUGGCUGCAGCGGGAGCUAAAACUUAUAAGAAGACCGCUGAAGGUUAUACACCUCUUGCUAUUGCAAUCAUUAACAAAAAAGAAGACAUUGUUCGGGACAUAGUAUCAUGGGAGAGAACAGAGUUUCAAAAAUUGCCGAAUGACACUAGUAUCAAAGAGGUUGAUGUAACAGCAUGCGAAUUAGCAGAUGAACAGAAGUUUAUGUUUGAUUAUUUGGUAGAUGAAGGUCGCUGCGAUAGAGAAAGAUGGUAUCCAAUUCAAUUCUAUGAAAAUUCUAGCAAAUACUUUGAGGCGAAUCCUGAUGGUUUUGAUACAUACAAUCAUUUUGAUAAAUACACACAAGGAGCGAAACUUGAAUUUAAGGAUGAAGAAUUUCGCAAAUUUAUUCGAGAUUCUCCACCAGAAUAUAACACGGAAAAUGAAUCUAAGGUUUUAACUAAUGCCUUCAAACUGAAUGAAGAUAUGGAAAGGAAAGAUUUCAAGACUUCUGAUCAUGUUGAUGUUAGUGGUGCUCUGCUGUUGUUGGAUUUGCUCGUUCGCAAAUUCACAAAUGUGAAGUAUGUUUCUAACUGGAAAUACGGAGACUUGCCGUUCGAAGCAAGAGUUCAGGCUUUGGAAAUAACUGAGAAGCUGGAUAAAGUUUUAAAUGAAAUAAGUUCUAUGAAGCAUUCGGAAAGUUUGGAUUCAUUCGACCUUUAUUCUAAUGUACGCAACGCUAUACAGAGCGGUAACAAAAAGAAAUUUCUGGAUAGAUUGUGUUCUUACAUAAAUGAGUUCUCAUCUUUAAAACCUGAAGGAGUAGAAGAAGUUCUGGAAGUUAUUUUAUCGAACGAGCCAAAAAUGAUUAUUUCCAAUAUGAAGAUUGAUCAAAAGCUUCAAAGCUUAAUCAAACACUCCUGCUUUCAGGAGAAGAUUUGAAUAUGUUUGACGUAUGUCAAACAGGAUGUAUGUCAAACAGCCGUUUCUCAUCUUAUAAGAAACUAAGCUGAACUUUAAAAACUACUUCGUAUGCCUGUUUACAGUUUGCUAAUUUCUUGGGUGUUGGUAUUUAACUUUAAAAAUAUUUAAAUGUGUGAAAUAUAUUAUAUUCCUUGUUCACUUUCCGUUUGUGAGUAGCACUAUAUCAGGCAACACUAUGCAAAGUUAUAAAGAUAAUUAAUAAAUUAUAUAUUUUAUAUUUGAUAGAGAGAAAGACUACAUUAAGCUUCAAAUUUUUUAACGGUAUAUUUACAUAAACAUGUUUACACUGUGAUAACUCUUAAUACGUAUCUUUAGAAGAAAUUAAAAAAAAAAAUAUGAACUGAGAUCUUUAAAUUUUUUAAAAAUCAUCAUAAAAAAUCUUUCAUAACUCGAAAAGUAUUUCUAAACUAUUCAUGUAACGUUAAAACAUUAUCGCGGCAUACAACUAAUAUAAUCUUAAAUACCUCUAAAAAAUUUAAAGCGGUAUCAUAAGCAGUUUCUUAGAAAAGGUGCAGCGAAAAAGUUCUUUAUUGAUAUAUCACCUACCGACUCUCCUUAAUACUUUCAGGAAGUUAAAACAAAUUUAGCUAGUCAAAAAAUGUCUAUCAAUAAUAAAUUCUACUUGGCGAUAAAUGUUGUCUAUAGCGGUCUUUUGCUACCAUUUUAAAUAAAAUAAAAAUUGUUUCGAUGAUAUCGGGACACUUGACAUUAAUUAUAUUGAAGUGUAAAUUUAAAUAAAUUGAUAAUUGCACAGUAAUGUAAUCAGUAAUUAAUUUUUAUUUUUUCUUCUUCAAAAAAUUUCAUAAAAAUUUGAUUGUGAUGUAUGGCAUAUAUAAUAUUUAUCAAAAUGUUGUUUUCCUUAAGAAAAAAUGCUUUUUUCUUACAAAUAGGAAUAGUCAUUUAAACAUUUAACUUACCCAAACUACCAUUAAUUAUUCAAGUCAAGUUACGUAAAGCAUGACGGUACUUUUGUCAUAAGUAGUUUUAUAAUUAAGCAAUAAUUCCUUUCUGCUUUUUCCUUAAUAAACCACUGUUAUUAAUUGUGAAAGCGUUUUUAGACAUUAAAGUACAACUACUGUGUGCAAAGUAAUAUACUGACAUUCUAAAUUAUCUAUAAGCUGUAUAUUAGUAUAUUCUCAAUGUUUUUAUAUUUUAUCUGAUAUAAAUCAUGUAAUAAAAGCUAUAAUUUGUUUAAAUUUUUUCGUUUAAUAUUUAUCAGAAAUAAGUAUUUUUUAUUGUAUGUGCUUUAUACUUCAUUCCAUUAUACUGUAUGGGAUUUAUGUAAAAAAAUAUUAAUAAUAUUUUGAAUGUUUUAUGUUUUGUUUGAGGCAAAAUCAUUUAUUAAAAGCUAUUGCUUUUUCAAAACUUUUUAACUUAUACACAUAUUUUUUUAUUGUAUGUGAUUUUUAUUAAGAAAUUUUAAAAUCAUUAUUUAUUUUAUUUUUUUCAAUACUGAUUAUGAAAUUGCAGAUGAAAAUUUUUUUAAUUUAUAAAUGACAUAUCAAUCACAGUAUGACGUAUUAAUUUUACGAUAAAUUUCUUUUUCAUAGUAAAAUUUCGAAAAUGAUUUUGCGUUUGUAAAAAGCAUUUUGAUUUCGUCACUGCUGCAUGUUAAAUUCAUAUUUGUUUUUUCAUAGUGAAAAAAAUGUAAUUAAAAAAUAACUAAAUUGAUUUUAACUUUUUCAAUACUGUAAGGAACUAUACUUGUACCAUCAAGAUUCGCAUUUUAACAAGCAUUGUAUAUCAUUAUCAUUCAAGUAAAAGUAAAACUUAAAUAAUGGGUAUUUUGUUUUUUGUUACGUAAGAAUGAAUCUAGAAUAAAAAUUGCAAUUGUAGAAUUUGUAUAAUGAUGUUUAAUGUGUUAAUAUGUUGAGAUAUGAGAUAAUGUUUAGUCUUUACUCUUUUUCUUUUGUAAAGGAAGAUGUUUUGCAAUAAAAUAUAGUUUUUUAAUUAAAAAAA